UUCGUUGCUGCCACUUUGCAAUCUGGCCGUCAGUUUGGGGGCCUUUGUUGGUUACCCCACUACGGCCGGCGGUGGCCUCCGCCCUCCUCCCCUCUCGCCAACCUUAAAAGGGACUGCCCGGGCGCUUUCAAAUUUUAUAACCACACCCCAUCGCACUUGCCACCCCCGCGAUCGCUCUCGCCGCGCGCGGUCGCCAACCUCGCCGAACCACACGCCGCCCGGCGCCCUCCCGGCUGCCGGCCGCCUAGCUUGACCACACACACACGAGCGAGAGUUGCUAGCGACGACGCUCCGAUCCUUCUGCUUCUCCCGUACGUCGACGUCGUCGGCGUCGUCCCAUGCUCCUCCUCUGCCACAUAUAGCGAGUGGCAGCGGCGGUGUGAUCCUGCGCGUGGUGCGCGCGCUUGCGGUUGCGGUUGCCGCGCCGGCGACGGCGAGUACGUAACGACGACAAUGGCAGCGCAGGAGACCGCCGCGGGCACCGGCGGCGGGGCCCCGCAGGUGGUGACGCGGUGGCGGUACGGGGACGUGGGCGACAGCAACUUCGCGGUGCACGGCCGCGCGGUGCCGCUGCUGGUGGGCCUGCUGUGCGCCAUCGUCUUCUUCGUCGCGCUCUGCCUGUACCUCCGCUGGAGGUGCCACCGCUACGCGCCCGCCGACGAUGACCCGGAGGCGGGGGACGCCUCCUCCUCGUCGGCCGCGGCCGCGUCGCUGCCCGGCCUCGACGCCGACGCCAUCCGCCGGCUGCCCGUCACGCUGUACCGCCCACCUGCGGCGAUGCCGCCGCCGUCAGCGCCGCGCCUCGCCGUCCCCGGGGAGAAGGCCGAGGCCGAGGCCGAGGCCGAGGCCAACGACGACGACGACCAGGCGGCGGAGGCGCUGUGCUCCAUCUGCAUCAGCGCGCUGGUGGCCGGCGAGAAGGUGAAGGUGCUCCCGCCGUGCGGCCACUGCUUCCACCCGGACUGCGUCGACGCCUGGCUCCGGUCCCAGCCCAGCUGUCCGCUCUGCCGCUGCCUCCUCGCCGCCUCCGUAGCCGCCGCCAAGGCCGAUGGCGCCAACGACGCCGUGUGAGUGUGAAACUGUGAAUGGCAGGCACGCACUUGGCAAUGGCAUCCUCACAUCACAUGACAAGCGGGCCCCUGCUAUCAGCGUCCCCCGAUCGAGACCCGGCCUUUUAAUCAGCGCGCGCAUUAUAGUUAAUGGUGAUGGUGGCGGCCGCCAAGACUGCGUCAGAUCUACUCGUUUGUGAUAGAUGUGAGUGCGCUUGAAAAGAA
Messenger RNA from Sorghum bicolor (sorghum), 1274 nucleotides. Its product is annotated as RING-H2 finger protein ATL66. The record is from RefSeq and is a predicted model, not a curated record. NCBI's taxonomy places the organism in Eukaryota, Viridiplantae, Streptophyta, Magnoliopsida, Poales, Poaceae. The transcript has a single exon. Bases 454 to 1071 code for a protein of 205 amino acids.